UCAAUCAUAUAAAACUGCGAAGUUUAUGGUGAAAAAGAUCAUAUAAUUUAUAAUUAAACUAACGUAUUUUAUCGUAAUUAAAAAAAAAAAAAAGUAAUAAAAAGCACAACAUCGCAUUAAGACAUAAAAUUGAGGAUGGCUCACAAUGGUUAUAUUGUAAAGUAUAUUUUAUAGAAGAAGACAGCAUUGAAAUGGAUCAACAAAAUGAUAAUGAUGCAGAGACUGAAGACGCAGAGAAGAGUCUCAUUAUAGAUCCUGAUAGUGAAGAAUUAGACUUCAAUCAUUCAAGACUUACAAAAUUAGAAAAUUUGGAACCAUUAACCAAAGCACGAAAGUUAUGCUUUACUUGGAAUUUAAUUAAAAAAAUAGAAAAUCUCGAUACUCUCUCCAGUUUGAUUGAAUUACAACUUAGAGAUAAUCAAAUUACUAUAAUAGAAAAUCUUGAUGCCCUUGUGAGUCUUGAAAUUUUAGAUCUUUCUUUUAAUCGUAUAAAAAAAAUUGAAGGAUUAAAUAAUUUAUUAAAUUUACGUAGUUUAUAUUUAUCGUCCAAUAAAAUUGUAUCUAUUGAAAAUCUUUCAUAUUUAAAAAAUCUUGAGACCUUGGAAUUAGGUGACAAUAAAAUACGAGAAAUAGUUAAUUUAGACGAUUUGACAAAUUUAACAAAUUUGUAUCUCGGGAAAAACAAAAUUACUAAAAUACAAAAUCUAGAAAGCUUGCAAAAUCUCCAAUUGCUUAGUUUGCAAAGUAAUCGUAUAACAAAAAUUGAAAAUUUAGAAGAAUUAACAAAAUUGGAUGAAUUGUAUUUAUCUGAAAAUGGAAUUACAUGUAUAGAAGGUUUAGAAAAUUGUUCAAAGUUGACAACUUUAGAUUUGGGUAAUAAUAAAAUUAAAAAAAUAGAAAAUAUUCAACAUCUUCAAGAUUUGGAAGAUUUCUGGAUGAAUAACAAUGAGAUUGAAGACUGGAUAACCGUGGAGAGCUUAGUAGUUAACAAAAGUAUAAAAACUGUGUAUUUGGAGAGAAAUCCUGUUUCAAAGGAUCCAAAUUAUAGACGAAAAAUUAAAUUAUUAUUGCCUUGGCUCGUACAAUUAGAUGCAACACUUUGUAGAUAAAAAGUGUAAAUGUCAAGCGCGUUAUAAAAGAAAAAUAACCAAAAAAAAAAAAAAA
Messenger RNA from Polistes dominula (European paper wasp), 1164 nucleotides. RefSeq names its product defective transmitter release. Gene Ontology annotation, molecular function: protein binding. NCBI's taxonomy places the organism in Eukaryota, Metazoa, Arthropoda, Insecta, Hymenoptera, Vespidae. The record is from RefSeq and is a predicted model, not a curated record.